Phragmites australis (common reed) is the source of this 2847-nucleotide messenger RNA. RefSeq lists its product as uncharacterized. The coding region runs from base 170 to 2566 and encodes 798 amino acids. Lineage: Eukaryota; Viridiplantae; Streptophyta; Magnoliopsida; Poales; Poaceae. The transcript has 5 exons. The record is from RefSeq and is a predicted model, not a curated record.
CUUGUCCUCUCCCUCGUCGUCGUCGUCGUCUUCUUCCGGUUCCAGGCAAGGCAACGCAACGCUAGCUUUCCUCUCCUCUGCAUCAAACAAACCCGCUUCUUCUCUUUGCCAACAAGUCUCGGACUAUGAGGAGCAGCCAAACAAUGGAGUUCUUCUUGCGGACCUCAAGAUGAGUCAUACACCAUCCAAAAGGAGCAAUCCCCAUGACAAAACCACUGCAGAAAAGGUGAUCCACGACCACAAGGAGAUGCCCAGCCAGCCGAAUGUCAUUGCGCGGCUUAUGGGCAUCGACGCAAUCCCGACACCAGCAAAGGGUGCCGUGAUCAUCCAAGCAGAAGAAACCAGCGACAUGAAACCACCUAGUAGUACUACAGAAAUCAAGGUCAUCUCGCCUCGAUCUGGUCAAUUCAAGCAAGCUAAUUGGAGCUUGCUGUCAUACCUCAGUAAGAAUGGAGAUUCCAGACAUUGUCGUAGGAAGAUGAGAGUACCGGGAAGAUCACGUUCGCGUCAGCGUCAUCCACAGGAGGACCUGCUUGAGAAGAUCAAGGAGGAUUUCCAGGCAUGGCAAACAUCCAAAGCACUGGAGUGUGCAAGAACUGUUGCAGCGUUAGGGAAUAGUAGUAAGAAUUUGGACGGUAGGUGCAUUCAGAUAAUUGCGCAGGAGAACUUGCGCAAGGAAAAGAUGGCAAGAUAUGGUUAUGGAAACAGGAAAAGUGAGUGUUCCCUGAAGAAUGUUGUGCAAGAAAGUGACUCAGAGAAUGCAGGAAAGGUUGCAGCCGAAGCAAAGUCUGAAGAGAGGGUCAUCAGAGUACGAAGAGUAAGUCACUGCGCAACAUCUGAAAAUUUCAGAGGUUUGGUGGUAGGCAAGGAUGGACAUAACCAUAGCAUAUCUGAAAAGUUGCGCUCACCGGCACGGAUAGUGCUCCUGAAGCCUAGUUCUGGUAUAAUUGUCAAUGACCGAGAACCGUUGUUUCGUUUGUCAAAAGUGAAGAGGGAUGACAAUAUGGAGGAGUUUCUUCAAGAGGUAAAGGAGAGGCUUCAGAAAGAGCUGAAAGUGAAUGCUACAGGUGAGCUCAGCACAAUAACUUGGGGAACUGAACCAAAGCAAUUCGUUCGAGACACUGCAAAGCACAUCAAACAGACCGUCACCAAGGACCUCGGCAAAAGAUUGUCCCGGUCGGAGUCCUUCCGCGCUUUCAGAGGCGACCGCAAACGCAAUGAUGUUACUGAAGGUACAAAACAUGCAUCUCCGGAGCACGACACGAUCGACACGAGGAACAUCCUAGCUAACAGGCCGGAGAGUGUAACCUCAAGGACUGAAACUGUGUCACCAAAGAAAGACGGGAAGGAAUCGACGAACUUGUUUCCGGUCAGAAGUAGAGGAAGGGUCAGGUCACUGACAGAUGUAUCUCUGACAGGCAUUGACUUUGAUGAGCAAAGUUGCACAAGUGAAUGUCUGAUGAAGAACAACAUUUUAUCACCGCGCAUACUUGUCCGAUCGUUCUCUGCACCGGAGUCAGGGAUCUCCCAAGGUAGGCUUUUUCUGGAGGACAACGUGGGCGGUAGAAAGCAUGAGGUUUCAGAUGUAGCUUCUGAAAGUGCUGCAGUGACGAGCAAGAACAGUAGUAGUUUCAGCUUCAGAGGGACCGUAUCAAGCCUGAGGCACAGCUUCAGCUUGAGAAGGAAUCUGUUCGGGAGGAAGACGCAUUGGUCAAAGAAGCCGUCUCUUGGAGAGUUCCACCCUCAGAUGGCCAUCGGCAUGACACCGUCACCUCCUGAAACUUUCAACCUUUUCAAGGUUACACAGGCUAAUUUCACCGAGCUGCCUCCUAGCCCAGUGUCCCCAUUGGAGGUUGGCCACAGUUCCCGCCAUUUCUUCAGCGAUUUGAACUGCACCUUGCCAGAGCUGAGUCCAAAAUGUCCGUCGGAAUUUGAGGCACCCUGCAGUGAAUUAUCAUAUAUGACUGUCGAAACAGCGUGCAACCAAGACAAGGCCUAUAUAAGAGAAGUGCUUAUUGCCGCUGGGUUAUAUGACGAUGGGUCAUUGGACAACAAGGCCAAUGCCAGGGUGGACUCGAUGGCGAGACCGAUCUGUGACUUCUUUGAGGAGAUAGAGGACAUUUACUACUGCCGUGACAAGAGUGGUGAUCAUGACACCGGCCUAUGCAACAAUUCUGGAGAAAAUGCAACGGAUCACAGGGUGCUCUUUGAUCUUGCAAAUGAAGCAUUGCAGAGCUUGGUAGAGACUGCGAAAACUGGUUCCUCGCUGCGCCAGUGGGUCAUUGACAGUACCGGUGUGUCACGGGGGAGGAAGCUGGUAGAUGAAGUGUGGCAGCAGGUGCAGACUCUGAGGAACCCACAAAUGCAGGAAAUGCAGACAAUAGAUAGCAUGGUGGCAUAUGAGAUCCGGAAAUCUGCAUGGGCUGAGGUGUUGUAUGAGGAUCUUUAUGUUGUCGGGAGGAAGAUUGAACGUGCCAUAUUUGAUGAAUUGAUUGAAGACAUUGUGCAGGGUUUUAAUCUGACAAAACCGAGAAGAUCCAAGGAUGCUUACAGCAGUCAGAAUUAGUGUGAAUGGAUGUCCUUGUAGGGUGAUGUAUUUGUUGUCCGCAGGAAUAUUGCAAGAAUGAAAUGAUUGGUGACACUUUGCAUGAGGUGUUCAUAUAGCAGAUCCUAUGGUGUACGAAUUUUUGUAUUUGCUGGAAAAGAGUCGUGUAGUUUUUAUAUUUACUGGAAAUCGAUGUAAAAAGCAUAUACGUCGAGCAAAGGAGGCUAGCAGUAGGUGAUCUGAUGACUUGAGAAUCGCAAAGAACGCAGAGAUGUUUGGAACUUGUUUUUCCUUUGUUUCCA